CGACCUGGUGGCUUGGCGCUGCCGUCUGCCACUCGGGCGCCCCGCAGGUCUCAUUCAACGGCUUUCGCUCCAGCUGUGCUGCUCAAAAACCUCGUUCGGCGGUCCGUGGUGAUUGUACAGUAGUAAGGUACAAAGGCAUCGAAUGGUUCAAGUUGACAACAAUUGGAAUUCGUUUGGAUUGAUUGCUCCAUAAGGCAAUAAGACACUGCGCGUCGUGUAAGUGGUAUGGUCUCGUUGCCCGAGGAAAUCCUGGAACUUGGGGACACGCUUGAGCACCUUGAUCUUUCUGGCACCGGUCUAUUCUCACUACCUGCACACUUCGGCCCGGCUUUGCCAAAGCUGAAGACUGCCUUAUUCUCCAAGUGCAACUUCAAAGUCUUCCCCAAAGCCCUAGCAUCAUGCGCCAGCCUCGAGACGGUUGCCAUCCGCAGCAAUGGCAUGGACGAGAUCCCUGAAAAUGCCCUGCCGCCACGCCUUCGUUGUUUAAUCCUCACCGAUAACCGUCUCACCUCGCUACCCUCCACCAUCGGUGAUUGUGAGCGACUGGAACAGUGCAUGCUCGCCGGCAACCAGCUCGACUGCCUUCCCGUUGAGAUAGCUCGGUGCAAGCAACUCGCCGUCCUCCGGCUCAGCUCCAACAAACUCUCAACCCUGCCCUCUUGGCUUUUCACUCUACCAGAGCUGGCCUUUCUCUCCUUCGCCAACAACCCGUGCGCGUCGCCCAUCACCAACGGAGUGCACACCCCACGGGGCGUAGCAAGCAUCGCCUGGUCCGACCUCGAAGUACAGCAGCCGCUCGGCUCAAACACCUUCCAAGGGCUAUGGCGUCAGUCACCGCAUUACGCCGAGGACGUGGCCAUCAAGCUCUUCCGCGGCCCGCUCACCAGCGACGAGGGCACCCCCGCCGACGAGAUGGCGGCGUGUCUCGCCACGGGGGCACACGAGAGCCUGAUCACCAUCCUGGGCCGCAUCCACAACCACCCCGACGAAGAGACCACGCUUGAUGAAGAAGGGACGGCAUACCAAGGCGGCAUCGUAACCCAAUUGCUCCCGGAUCUCUACGCCCCUCUGGCCUGCCAACCACCAUCCCACGACGACGUCUUGCAGUCACCCCAACAACAACAACAACAAGAUGCAGAGGAACCCACUCAAACACCUCUAGAUGUGAAAACCGCCCUGGGCAUCCUAACCGGUCUCGCAGGCUGCCUCGCCCACCUUCACGGCCGCGGCAUCGCCCACGGCGGACUGUUCGCGCACAACAUCCGCGCCAGCGCCGCCGACGCUCACGCGGUGUUGGAUCUUGAUUCCUUCCGCGCGGCGACUGUGUACGGACACGGCAGCGGCGCCCUUGGAUAUGGCAAGGCGGUGGAGAAGGUGGAGGUGCUCGCUUUUGGGAGGGUGAUGGAGCGGGUGCUGUCACGGGUUCGCAUUGAUGCUGCUGGUGAUGAGGCACAACAAGGGGAGGUACGGAGGGGUAUGUGGGAAGUGCAGGAGAGGUGUGUCCUGCCCGAUUUGCAGGCGCGGCCGGAUUUCGAGGAGGUGGUGGAGGCGUUGGAGGAGUUGAUGGGCUGGCGCGGGAUGAUGCGGAUCCCGGAUGUGCAUCCCUAGGUUAGGACGGUUGGGUUCCACGCUGAGUUUGGAAGGCCGGCCGUAUCUGGCCACCUAUGGAGACGGAUGGGCUGUGGGGUGGCUACAGUGCUGGCUGGGGAUGAUUCGACUGCUGUCUUGGUUGCAGCAUUGGAGAGGC
Molecule: messenger RNA, 1747 nt
Organism: Parathielavia appendiculata
Lineage: Eukaryota; Fungi; Ascomycota; Sordariomycetes; Sordariales; Chaetomiaceae
Product: L domain-like protein
Exons: 2
Coding region: 226-1608 (460 amino acids)
Source: RefSeq, a predicted model, not a curated record